ACGUCAAUGUCAAAGUCAAAAAUCGUGCUUUUCACGUGUUUGUAUUUUGGAAAUGUAAUCGUAGUUUUAAUUUUAAAAUAUUACAAUGAAGCAUAAGAGAUUUGAAGAGAAUAUUUUGGUCGAUGAAGCUUACACCAAUUACGGUAAAGUCGAUAAAAAUGAGGAUCAAAAGAAAGGCGUGGGUAUCGCCAAACAUUUUGCAGAAAGUUUGGAGUAUGGCGAGAGAAAGAAAUGGUUUCACCAGAUACCAGAAGAGCCAACAGCAAGUAAAACUUUGAGUCAGGAUCAAAUUGAAGAGCUUAGAAAGGAAGCAAGCAGUGCCUUACACGGCGAUACGUUAGCUUAUGAAACAAAAUCAAACAGAAGUGGUUCCUCAGAUCAACAAUGGGCUCGGACCCUGUUAAAUAAAGGUGCUAUUGGUGAUAGGGUUGCUGCUGCAACUAUCCUAAUACAGGACAAUCCUAUUUACAAUUUGACAGCAUUGAGAAAUUUAGUCAACAAUGUAAAACCAGCUAAAAAGAAAGAUGGAAUUGUUAUUAUUGAUGCAUUAUCAGAACUUUUCGUCUCAGAAUUAUUGCUACCAGAUUUAAAGUUACGUAAAUUUGAACAACAUUCACUGGGACAUGUUGACGAAAUGGCAUCAGGCAAUAAACAAACUCGAAGGAAUAUACUAAAACUGUGGUAUUUCGAAGACCAACUGAAAGAAUUAUAUGGAUGUAAGACUCACCACCACUUAAAGAUGCUUAAACUAAUGUUGUUGACAAAUAUAAUAAAUAAACUGGGAGAUCCGUCACAAGCAGUGGCUUCUAAAGUGAUAUAUCAUCUUUGUCAAUUGUUGUUCAACCAUCCUAAUAUGAAGGCGGUGGUGCUUGCUGAUAUUGAAAAGAUGUUGUUUAGGACAAACAUUUCACCUAGAGCUCAAUAUUACGGAAUCUGUUUCCUCAACCAAUUCUUCCUCGGCAAAGAUGAUUCAAAAAUAGCGGAGAAUCUAAUAAGGAUUUAUUUUUCAUUCUUCAAAGCAUCUAUUAAAAAGGGUGAUAUAGAUUCUCGUUUAAUGUCAGCGAUAUUGACUGGUGUGAAGCGUGCGUACCCGUUCGCGGACAGACAGCGACUGGCGAUAGCGGAGCACGUGUCCGCGGUGCACAGGCUGGUGCACCUCGCGGGGCUUAGUGUCUCUGUGCACGCGUUAGCCCUGCUCUUUCACAUCAGUGAUGCCUCCGAGGGCACUGCGGACAGAUAUUACACAGCGUUAUAUCGUAAACUGACAAAUGCUGAGAUAUUCAAUACAAGUCAUUCCGCAUUACUCUUCUCUCUUAUAUACAAGUCGUUAAAACAGGACAAGAAUAUAGACCGAGUGACGUCAUUCAUAAAAAGAUUAUUGCAACUCUGCUGUUAUAUGACACCCGCGCAAUCUUGUGGCAUGCUCUUUUUGGUGUCACAAGUGUUGAAAGAUGGUGUCAAGAAAGAUGCCAUCAAAUUAGUAUGGAGUAAGAGAGAUUUUAAAGAGGAAAUUAAAGACGAAGAAACAAAGACAGAAGAAGAAGGAACGAAUACAGAAGAUACAAUAACAGAAGAACAGAAUGAAACAGAAGUUAACGAUACAAUAAACGACACAAUUGAUUCUACGGAAGAUAAUAAUGAAGUGAAAAUAGAAAGCAAGAAAAUCGAUCUUCUUCGAGGCGAUAAGAAAGAUUUAUUACUAGAUGAUGAUGAAGAGAUGUAUGUAGAUUUGAAGAUGGAUGAUGAAGGGAACAUAAAACCGAAGAAGCGCAGAGCCGCUGCUGUCACUGCGGGCUGGUUCCACGCUAGAGUGAAAUCAGAGGAAGAUGCAGAAGAUAAAGAAGGAAAGAAGAAGGAAGCAGCAGAUAAAGAGAUCAUCGCUAAAAUACAAUUGACAAAAGCCGCUAAUACUGAUAGAGUGAUAUCGGAAUAUAAUCCAUACGCCCGUAACCCAGCGUUUGCUGGCGCGACGUGUUCUGUUUAUUUUGAAUUACUACCUCUAUUCAAACAUUUCCAUCCUACUGUUAAAUUGUUUGCUGAGAAAUUGUUAAAUGAACAAAUAGUACAAUACAGCGGUGAUCCCCUCAAAGAUUUUGCUGGAAUCAGAUUUCUAGAUCGUUUUGUGUUCAAAAACCCUAAGAAACGUGAAACUCAACAAUACGGGGAAGUCAAAAAAGUCAAAGGAUCACAUCCUAAGUUUGCUAUAAGAAAGAAUUAUUCCGCUAAAGGUCUGAAAGCAAUUCCGGUUAAUUCAUCGACAUAUUUAAAUGAAGACGCAAAGAAAAUACCAGUUGAUGAAAAAUUCUUAUAUGAUUUCCUCCAGAAACGUCGUGAAGCGAAGACAUCUGAUGAUGAAGACAGUGACGCGGAUUCUGUCACAAGUGAAGACUUUAAUAAGUAUUUGGACUCUGUGACAGGGAAUAGAAGACAAGAUUCUGAUGAUGAACUAGAUUAUUUAGCGGAGAUGGAAGCGUCUAAACAGAAACAAGGCUCUAAGAAGAAAGAUGACAGUGAUGAUCAAUUGGAUGAUGAUGAUGAUGGUGAAAAUGAUGGAAAUGACUUCGAUGAUGAUGUUGAUGAAGAUGAAGGGGAACUCAAUAUAUCUGGUGAUGAAGAUGAACCGGAUUUAUCAGCAGAUGAGGAUGAACUCCGCUUAGAAGGCAGUGAUGAUGAUUUUAGUGAUGGAAUUGACAAGAAAUCCAGCAAAAAUAAACCUAAAAUGAAACUAAAAGGUAAAGAUGAUCUAGGAUCGUUAUUCGCGUCAGCAGAAGAAUUCUCCACUCUUCUAGAAGAAACCGCAACAAAUAAAGGACAAGGUUCAAGCCAAGCCGUAUCCAACACUGACAAUGCUAGUACAAAACAAUUAGCCUGGGAACAGAAGAGGGAUACCUGGAUAAAGGGAUAUAACAGAAAAAUACUUGGCAAUAAAAAACAUGGAAAGAAGAAAUUCAAAAAUGGCCGAGACUUCAAGAUCGCGGAAAAGGGCGCAAAACGAAAAGGCGGCAACGAUGGCGGUGCUGGCGGGAAAAGAAAGAAGAAAUAAUUGCUUGUGUGUUAUCAUAAUUUUAUAAAUAAAGUGUAGCACCAUUUA
Messenger RNA from Papilio polytes (common Mormon), 3091 nucleotides. RefSeq names its product CCAAT/enhancer-binding protein zeta (gene Noc1). Bases 86 to 3043 code for a protein of 985 amino acids. Gene Ontology annotation, cellular component: nucleus. The transcript has 20 exons. NCBI's taxonomy places the organism in Eukaryota, Metazoa, Arthropoda, Insecta, Lepidoptera, Papilionidae. The record is from RefSeq and is a predicted model, not a curated record.